Molecule: messenger RNA, 1005 nt
Organism: Adineta steineri
Lineage: Eukaryota; Metazoa; Rotifera; Eurotatoria; Adinetida; Adinetidae
Source: the annotation of a GenBank genome assembly
AUGUUUAACACAUCAUUAAAUGUUACAUUACAUGAAAGUUUAAAAGUGACAGCUACUUUUUUUACAAUUAUUACAAUAGUAUUAGCGUCAUUGACUAUUUUAUUUGGUUUGACUAUUUUAUUUCGUCUUAUCUAUUGUCGGAGACUUCAAAAAUGUUCUUCAAAAAAUGAUAGUCGUCGUAUUGGUCUUCUUCAUUCAAUGAAUACGUAUAUUCAUAUUAUUGGUGAAACAUCUAUAUUUCUCAUAAUGUCUAGUAGAACUUUAUAUGGUGAUUUCUAUUUACAUAUCAAAGAAGAAAGUGCUCCUUCUUGGCAUUGUCGUUUAUUAAAUUAUUUAAUGUCUAUGUUCGCAGCAGGCAUAUAUGGUUCUUGUUUUGUACAUGCAGUAUUUCGUUAUUGGCGUAUUAUGAAACCUCAUCGUCGUUUAUAUCGAACAUUUUCAUUUCAUUUACAACUUAUUUUCUUACAUAUAAUAUAUAUUAUAGUAAUAUCUAUUCCCGUUUGGUUUCGUGCUAUCUAUUUAUCAUCAGAAAAUUAUUGUUUAAAUCAUUUUAAUGAUACAUGGAUAUCAAUUUAUAUUUCAAUAACAGCUACUGUAUUACCUAUAUUUGGUAUAGUUAUAGUUCAUUUCAAAAUUGUUAUGUAUAUGAAACGAAAUUGGCAAUCAAGGAAAAGAUGGAAACGUAUGGAACGUGAUCUUUUAAUGAUUAAACGAUUACUUUUAGUAGUUGUUGUUCUUUCGAAUACGAGUGGUGCCGCGAUUUUAUUAUGGUUAUUAAUGUAUAUUCAAAAGUUUUUGCAUCCACUUUCAUAUCGAUUACUUUGUUUUAUAAUUGAAAUUGGUAUGUUAAUAUGUAGUAUUACUUUAUUAAUUGUUUCGCCACAAUUGAGACGAGCAUUAGGAUCAACAGCUUUGUAUAAACAACAUUCGGAUUCAAAUAAUACAAUUAACAACAACAAAAUAGGCAAAUUAGAAAAUGAAUCUUGGAAAAGCAAUCAAAUUUAA